Molecule: messenger RNA, 4549 nt
Organism: Onychostoma macrolepis
Lineage: Eukaryota; Metazoa; Chordata; Actinopteri; Cypriniformes; Cyprinidae
Gene: wdr97
Product: WD repeat domain 97
Exons: 20
Coding region: 722-4549 (1275 amino acids)
Molecular function (GO): protein binding
Source: RefSeq, a predicted model, not a curated record
AACAUGAUAUAUCAAUAGAAAUAAAUAUAUUUCUAAGUAACUUACAUGGCACGUGUACGAUUUAACAUGAAAUCCUUUUAAAACUUUUUGCAUGCCAACGUUUAAAAUUAAUAAGAGAAAGGAAAAACUUUGCUCUGCAUGAACUUGUACUGUCUUGCACAAUCUUGUACUGUAGAUGAGGACCAGUACGAGUUGAAUGGACAAUAAUCUGUUGUCUGUCGUUUUCUCCAUGGUAACUGUUGGCCAACGGCUCUAUUCAGACUGCUCUCUGUUAACGACCUUCAGCUCUUUCAGCGUCAAGCUGAACAGGCAUAUUUUUAAUAACAAAGAAACACAAGUUACAAAUGAGAAAACUGUCACGAACAAAACAAAACGUGGCAUGAUGAUCUUUGAGUAGUAGCUAACGUUACACAACACAAGUCGAAGAAGAAACAAUUUCAUCCCGCAGCAAUCGGAGGAAGCUUCCCAAUCCGCGAGGUGACAUGGUGAAAUGAAGAUGGUUAAAGAAGAGUCUCUACAAAGUUCAUCGCCUGAACGAACAAAUGGUGAAAAGGGCUGUCAAAUGUGGACGGAGGGCAUCGAUGAAGUAAGGGAGUGUCUAGUAUGCUUUGGCUCAAAUUAAUUGACUGUGACAUUUAUUUUUUUUUAUUUUUUUUGUCACGCAUAUGCAUUAAUAUUGUAUAAUGUAUUAUAUUAUGCGUAUAGCUUAUGCUUCAUAAUUAUGCUUAAGCACUAUAAUGCAUUAACAGAGAGCCUGAAAUCACAGGCCAUUCAUUUCUUUCUUUUCCUUCCUCCUCUUCCCACCUUGUUCCUUGGACCUACUCCAUCACCUUUUACUUUCACUGUUGAACAUUCUGCCUCUGUUCAGAUGAAUUAUGGGAAUGUUAGCCCCAGCAUUCUCACCCAUGGCCUUUGUCAUGUCCUCCACCUCUCCUGUGAAGAGACUGUUAGUCACAUGACCUGUGGUGAGGGUGCCGCAGGCUUCGCUAGUCUCCACAGUAGUGGUCAUGUGCAGUUUUAUUAUCCCGAUGGCCGUCUAAGAGAUCCAUCUUUUUGUCAAUCCCUCACCAUCCGUUAUGCCGGCCUCACCUCCACACAUCUGCCAGGCAGACUGGUUGGCUGGGGACCUGGGGCUGUUCUCACCGUACUAGAUGCAGAACUGAAUCCUCUGGUUCGUGCUGUGGAGCCCAUGGAUGUGAGGGUGUGCAAGAUUUUGGAGCACUCUAAUGAGCUUGUCACAGCUGGAAAGGGAAAUGUAUGUGUGUGGUGCCUCGCACACUUGGUGUGUCGCAAACGAGUGGUGGAGGGUUUGGGGAGACAAGUUAUUUUCACACAUCUAGCACUGAUGACUAGCAGGACUCAGCAGUGCCUCAGAGCACUGGCUGCAUAUGGACGAGCUGUGGUUGUGGUGGACCUUACAGAGGGAUGCAUUAUGGAGCACAAGAAGAACCUCCAUUUAAGGGAAAUCACAGGGAUGGUCUACUGUCCACUUAGGCGUAUUGUGGUUACUGCAUCAGAUAUGACAAUCAGAGUGUGGGGACCAGACUGGGAACUUCAGAUGGCCUUUGUGGGACAUACUGCUCUUGUCACUUCUCUAGUUCUGUGUCCUGUCUCUGGCCUGUUGUUGUCAUCUUCUCUUGAUGGUACUUUGAGAUGCUGGAGACCAGAAGUUGGAGACCAAGUCCAGACUAUAUCCAUUCCUAAUGGGUGCCCACCUCCUCUAGUCAUGGGAGGCCCAGAUAGUGCUGGCACCUUCUUCUCAUACUCCACCAACAGUGUGGACUUCUGGACCUUCAACUGCCUCUACAAUCUACACUGCAGACUGGACGGGGUCCUAAGAGGUCCUGUCCGCCAAAUCCUAACCCCACCAACCCCCCCUUCCUUCCGUGCCUGUGUAGUUUGUAUCCAUGGAAACAGUGAUGUCACAGUUGUUACGAAAGAAACGGGUGAAGUGCUCACUAGAUUCCAAGCCAUUGGAAGAGUAAGGUGUGCUGAUUACUGUGUACCUAAAGAGAUCUUACUGGUCCUCACUGAGGAUGGAGUGGUAACUAUUGCUAGUACAUUGACCAGUCCAGUAACAAUACUGGAUGAGUGGCAUGGGAUAGAGCAUUGGAAAUGGUCAGGUGGGCAGAUACAAGCAAAUAUAGGCACAGUUUGCUGCAUGGUCUUAUAUAAUGAUGUUAAAGAUAUACAAAUAGGACAGGAAGAAUGGAGAUCCUUACAGAUGCAGAGAUCACACAAGCCAAAGAAGAUAAAACUUCUACAUGAUGCAAAAAACAGGUUUCUGGUUAUACUGGGCCAUUGUGGUGGUUGUGUGUCUGUGCUUAAUAUGCAUUCUGGCAAAAUCCAGUUCAGAACUUCUGCUCACAACAACCAGAACAUCAGCAGCAUGCAGGCAUACCCCAACAGUGGCUACCUGCUGACUGCAGGUGAAGAUAAAGCUUUGCUGGUUUGGCGUGUGUUCCCAUGUGCUCAGCAGUGUUUGAGUCUCCAUUUCAGCGUGUUGUGUGAUCUGCCUCCUGUUUUGAUGGCACUGAUGGGAACCCAACUCACUCUCGCCUUACAAGUUCCUGAGAAUGAUACUUAUAGCCUGGUGCAAUAUAGCUUAGACAGCCAGAGCAGAUCUGACCAGCAACCCAAUGAAAAGCAUCACAACAAAAUCACAGGCCUCUGUGCUUGUCAUCAGCUGAGCAUGUUUGCUUCAAGCAGUCAGGAUGGGACUGUACGGAUCUGGGAUAUGGAAAACCACCUUCUUAGAAUUCUUGAGCUGAAUGCAGAGCCAGAGUGUUUGGCGUACUGUGAGAGUGGAGACCUGCUAUUGGGUAUCACAGGAGACCUCUACAGAAUCCCCCGCACACAACUACUGCCUCUGGACUGCAGGACACAAAAAUGGUAUCCAGACUCUGAAUUACCCAAAUCCUGGAUCCCAAUCAUGAGCCGUGAAUGCAGGACAGAGAGUUGCCAUAUUACUAAAAAGGAUGGUCCUGAAACUUAUGAUAGGAUAAAAGAUCCAGACUUUGGGGCACUUAUGGCAAUACAUAAAGAUCUGGAAUCCUUGCAAAAAGGAGAUGUUGAGUGCAGAAGGAGAAAACCAGCCAACAUAAAAUCCAAACGAGAGGCUUUCAAUAAUUACCUGGGUCUAAUUUACAGGCAACCCCUUGAUAUAAGGAUUCCAGAAGAAGAUAUGUUUGAUGUGUAUGCUAUACUUUUUCCACCUAAACUCCCUGAGCUUCCUCCGCUGAGCCCUUCCUCCUUCACCGAUGGCUUAUCCACGAGACUACAUUCUUCUAAAACACAGAGCGAACUAGAAGUGCAACGCUUGUAUAAUGAAGAGGAGGAGAAGAAGAAGAAGAGGGAAGAGGCUGACAUGCAUCUCGCACCCGUUGUAAAGUCUCCAUCAACACAGAAGAGCCCUCUUCCACCUUCACCAGUGGCAGAGACACUCAUAUACCCUCCACAAAAGCCCCUUCCACCAAUAAAGAGUCCUACACCCCCUCUGACUCCACCCUCCAAACCUGCCCCAACUUUACUCACCUCUGUCCCUCCCUCGCCCUCUUCUGCCCUACCCUCUCCCACCUCACAUGUACCAGAGUUUCUCCUGCAGUUUGUGGAUGAACAGUGGUUUCAGAAGAUGUUUCCUGAUCUGAGUUGUAUUUCGAGUUCUUUAUGCCCCAAGGAAUUCUGCAAGCAUCUGUUGAACUUCAUGAUGUCUUGCAGCGUGGCUCAGAAGAAUAGCAUCCUGAAUGCAUUACUUAUGCUAAUACAGCAGGAGGUGUUAGACAAAGAAUCUCUCAGUACAGGACUGCUGGUUUGCCUGGAAAACUGCAUUCACAAAAACAUGUUAAGGGAGGAACAGCAUUUUGUCGGUGAGCUGCUGAAUGUGCUGGUGUAUCUGAGUCCUGACGGUUUUGACACCAUUGUGGAGCUACUCGCCAUGUUGGCAAAUAAAGAAGCUGAUCUUAAGGAUUUAGUACUGUGUGUGCUGCAAAGGUUGGGUGUGGAGGAAGCUGAACUGUGGUUAUGUCCAGAAUUAGAGUCCUGGAACUCCCUGACAAAGCAUAAGCCUAACCAGCACCACAGUCUUCGAGACAUGGCCAGCCACUGGCUGCUUACCUGGACCAGAAAGUACAAGGUGUACAGUGGGUCUGUGUUCCUACGCAGUGAAGGAAUACAGAGUGUGUUCACACCUGUGGAGGUGCUCAAAUAUUUCUGCUCUGUGCAAAAAGGCAAACAAACUCGACCACCACCACCUCCACCAGAGGGCAGGAAAGAUGCUGUCAUUGUGCCUUCAGACUUGCCUAGACUGAAACCAAUUCAGCGCCUGGGAGAGACGUACAGCAUGUCUAGGAUACGGGAGCCUCAAGGACAUCUGCUGCCACCAUUGCCAUAUCGACCUGUGUUGAUGGAUUUCCCACGGUUCCUCUCUCUACCAAUGGCUCGUGUAACACUUUCUUCAUUCCCCUUUUCCCUGGAUUUUCAGCACUUCAGACGCCCCUCACCACAAAGAUACUUCUUCCUGGAGCACUCCUAUGUACAAUAUUACAGAUAG